AUGCUGAAUGCUGAAUGUGCCUGGCACCUGAACACGUGGCUUUGUAAGCCGGCUGUAGCGAAGUACUGUGGCCCACUGGUGGCGACCAUUGCGCUCAGCUUUGACAGACAGCUCACACAACUGCCCCAGCACGAGCUGCGCACCACGCAUGAUUCUUGCUUGCCUCGCCUCGUUUCAGCGCUUCAUCCAAUCUGGCCCACGCAGUUGGCAAACACUGGAGUGGAAGCCACGAUUGUUGCCACUGACUAUUCGAGACUUGCUAUCCCGCUUCUCGUGGAGCGGCCAUGUCCACUCAGACGGACAGGGAUGCUCUUCGAAUACCAUUACCCGCCUGAACUGGAGACAUUCUGGACGCUGAUCGUGCCUCUGCUGCAGCGUCCCGCGCGCCAGCCGCAACCAUCCGUCGCAGUUGCAAAACCUGAGCGUACAACGUUUUCAAGGCUGCGCUGUGCUUUGAUACAAGUGCACUGGCCAUGCUAUCUUGGACGGCCACGACUUGACCCAAUCACGCCUAUUUCAAAACUUGCCACGGCUCACGGGCUGCCUUCACAAAACUUGGUUGGGCUCUGCUCACGUUUCUCUUUGUCCCACGCAAACAACUUUUUCUCUGUUUGCUCAUCACUGGUUCAUCCUCCCGCCCUGCACUCUUCUCGCCUCGCCUCGCCUCUUUCAAAUCCCAGCGGCGAUCUGACAAAACGAGCCUUGGAGCGCUGCUCCUGCGAGCUAUCCUCCUCCUACCGAAAUUUUCCUAACGAGCUCCUGCUCGUGGCCGGCCGACUGACUGUUUCUUCAGGCAAUGGAGCCCUGGUCUAUCGCAAGAUGAUGAUGACGCAGUCCUACUACGGCAGUGAUUUCGACUCGUUCAACCGCCCAAGCCAUCGAGUGUAUGCCAACUCGGCACACUAUGAGCGCCCAGUACCAUACACGCAUGCCUAUUAUGAGCCAACCCAUCCAGAACUUCGCUCGGACUUCCCUGGCCGGCCUGGCACGCGGACUCUGAUACAGGAACCAGGUCCAGAAAUCAUCCAUCUCGGGCAUACUGGACGAAAGCGGAAGAUCAAAUGCAGUGGUGACCCAGGAGAUGGCAGUGGCUGUUCAGCCUGCAAAUCCGCCAAUGCGGACAAGUCUUCAUGUACAUUCAACAGGCCUACUGAUGGCAUGGUAGGUUGGCAGCCCAGUAUGGCAUCUGCAACUCCAGCGUCGGCGUCGGCAUCAGUAUCAUACAGCAGCGAUUCUUCAGCAAGUUCUUACAGCUCUGGACUGUAUCAAACCCACCAGCGACCUUCUCUUCCGAUGCUGCAAACACGCACAGCUUAUCCAGAGUACGAUUCAUACAAUGCCUCUCCAGUCGAUGAGUACGCAUAUGCAGCAGCAGCAGUGCCGAGACACGAGUCUUUCUCCAGCAACUUCAGCACUGAGAGCUUUCGUCCCUACACAAGUGCAUCGGUCUCAACUCCGGCCACCUCAACUAGCAUGUACUACGAACCUGGAGCUGCAUUCAGCUUCGGCAGUCUACAGGCCGCACCGGGCUACCCGGUCACACCCAUGACUCGCCUUUCCAGUGUCUCCGGGGAGGUGUUCUCGCCGCUGAAUAUGAGUUCAUUGCAUUCAACUUUACCUACCCAGUCCGUGCCGCCGCACACGGUCCAAGAGAGGCGAUUGCCCAUCCCUUACCCACAGCAACAACCUGCCUACACUACAACAGAAGUGCCACAAAUCCGGCCAUUGACUUCGUUCACCGAGCCACACCCUCGCGCACACAUCGGAGGCAUCUACAGUCGUCACGGCAUGUCCUGGUCUUCGGGCAGUCCGGUCGUCUCAAGAAGUGGCUCCAUCACCAAUUUAGCUGCCGCCCAGCAGAGUAUGCCUCUGUCAUCCUCAGCGCCUGGAGCAUCCUCAUCUUUGAUGACCGAGCCUGUUCUUGGCUACCAGUUCAGUGCUUCUUCCGGCAGUCCAGAAAUCUCACCCACAACGGGACCCGCGCUUUCUGAAAGCUACUCUAGCACUUCUAGUUCUUCUACAGCUGGAUCCACGAUGCUGCCUCCAGCGACUUUGCGAUACUCGGCCAGUGGCUCUCUGCCGAAUCUACCAGCGCUCAGCGGCAAUGACGAACAGCAGCGCCGACCAUCUACGUCGCACGAAACAGCGGCCACUUUGUAUACUUUCAGCUCUGGCGUCGAUGUCUCAGAUCGAGCGACGCCUGCGCGCCACCUCACGUCAGGUUCCACAGAUGACGCUGCGACACCGAAUCAUCAUUACAGCCGGACGCCUUUGCGGCAGCCACAGCCUCAGCAUGCCGCCAGUCUCGAUGAGCUCCGCCGACGCUCUUCCUACGAUCACCAGCAGGCUCACCGCGCAGCUACUGCUCACCGCAUGUCACCAAACGAAGCACCUCCGCGAAUAGCCACAUCUUCGAUUCUUCAGCUAGACCGAAUCUCCGGAAUCUUCGGCGUACUGCUUCAAUAUCGUCCAGCGUUCCCGACCAAUUCAACCACAUCAUCUUUCGGCGUUCUGUUUACUCAGCGAUACCAAUCACAUCAAGGUUACGACCAUUUACGAGCGAAAUUAGAAAAGCCCGCGAGGGAGAAGAGGGAAUUCUGGAAAAAUGUUUGCAUUAGUUUCGGCGUACUGCUUGUUUUGGACCGGAUCCAUCAUCAUUGGAAUGGAAUUUGGGACGCGUGA
Messenger RNA from Pseudocercospora fijiensis CIRAD86, 2682 nucleotides. RefSeq lists its product as uncharacterized. The record is from RefSeq and is a predicted model, not a curated record. NCBI's taxonomy places the organism in Eukaryota, Fungi, Ascomycota, Dothideomycetes, Mycosphaerellales, Mycosphaerellaceae. The transcript has 15 exons. Gene Ontology annotation, biological process: regulation of DNA-templated transcription. Gene Ontology annotation, molecular function: zinc ion binding; DNA-binding transcription factor activity, RNA polymerase II-specific. The coding region runs from base 1 to 2682 and encodes 893 amino acids.